CAAUCUAUGGAACAAUUGCAUCACUGUUUGUUUCUGGGGGUUGACUAAACUGGCGUACAGGCGGGUCUUUCUCAAACCACUCCGUCCUGUGUUUGUCUCUCAGCAGCAGAAAGAAGCGCUUCUCGUGAAGAUGUAGCUUCAGGACAAGUUUCCUUCUCUCCACCGAACUCUGCUCCAAAACAUUAUGGCGUCGAGAAGAGCAACAAUAGCACCAAGUGCUUUAAAAAGCACCGACGCUUUAAGCUCGAAAAGUGGGAGCAAUGCGAAUAAAACCAACAGCAGCGGGAACGCGAGGAAAAGUGUGAAGACAAGUGGAACGAUAGUCAAGUCUCGAUAUAUGCAGUCUGCAGAAAAGUCAUCACUUUCGAAGAGUAACUCGCUGACCAACGAGUCUAUGGCCGGGCCAAUGAGGCCUAUCUCACCUAAACCAAGUGGUGUCAGACCAAAGCUGGGUGUGUCACCAAGGCGCUCCAUGGCCCCACAGGCUCUUGCAACAUCCAUCAUGUCACGGGAAACGGAACCGUCGCUACUCGGGGAAAGUAUUCUACAGUCUACUUUCUCAGCUGGACCCUGCUUUCGACCAGAGUUUGAUAUUUCAGUCAUUAAAGAGAAAACAGUGAUGGAAAAAGCAGCAGAACCCGAGAGACACCCAGAAGAGGAGAAGAGGGACAUUGAGUUGCAAACGUUACGACUGGCAUACCUCACAGCUAAGAUGGAGAGCAAUACUGCAAAACUCAAGGCUGAGGCAGAGGCAAAGAUCCUGCAGAUAAUGGAGGAAGAUGAGGCGCUGCAUAAAGACGUCCAUGAGAAGAAGCGCCAGUACCUGCUCGCAGAGAAGAACAGGCUGAUGAAUGAGUUGCUGGAUUUGCAGAUUGCUGCACUGACUCCUGUGGCAGAAGCUGCUCAGCAGUUCACAGAGCACUACAACUCUUUUGCAACCGCUGUUGACGCCACCAGACAUGAGCUGCCUGUCAAGAACUUCUACAUUGAUGGAGACCGAAGGGAAUUUCUAGAUAAAGCUGAGGUUUGCCUGAAGGAGAGUGAGCAGCUGUUGCUGGGCUGUACAGAGGGAGAUUAUAAGGACAACAGCACCUCUCUUGAGUGCCUCAGGAACAUCAAAAUGACAUCAAAAGACAUCAGCCAGCAGCUUUCAGGUGCAUUUUCAGAGCUGCUGGAGCUGUCUUCAUCAGCCUGUCGCCAUAGUAUCCUCGUCCAGCAGGCAGUGGAGGAGGAGCAGCUCGGUCCUGCAAGAGCCCACGAGCUCUACUGCCCCAAACAGUGACAGAUGCCACACAGCAUGGGAUACAUAACAAAUGCACUUUGAUAACCCCAAUUCCCUUUGUGACAUUUGUGACAUUGAGUACUGUCAAAUGUUUUUGUGUGCUGUAUUAUGAAUUUGUAAAUGUAAAUAUGAAGUGCAAAACAAUGACUGAUACUGUGUAUAGAUAAAACAUUGUUAGUAAAUAGAAAACAAUAUAAACCAGAAAUAAAAAAAUCCACUCCGCGAA
Messenger RNA from Platichthys flesus (European flounder), 1508 nucleotides. RefSeq names its product HAUS augmin like complex subunit 8 (gene haus8). Gene Ontology annotation, cellular component: centrosome; nuclear microtubule; cytoplasm. The record is from RefSeq and is a predicted model, not a curated record. Gene Ontology annotation, molecular function: microtubule binding. Lineage: Eukaryota; Metazoa; Chordata; Actinopteri; Pleuronectiformes; Pleuronectidae. The transcript has 10 exons. Bases 185 to 1282 code for a protein of 365 amino acids. Gene Ontology annotation, biological process: spindle assembly; centrosome cycle.